This is a messenger RNA of Botrytis cinerea B05.10, 1101 nucleotides long. RefSeq lists its product as hypothetical. Lineage: Eukaryota; Fungi; Ascomycota; Leotiomycetes; Helotiales; Sclerotiniaceae. The record is from RefSeq and is a predicted model, not a curated record. The coding region runs from base 254 to 940 and encodes 228 amino acids. The transcript has 2 exons.
GGUUCAACACGUACACAAAAACUAUCGAUCUCGUACAACUUGGAGUCUUGAAGUCUUAUCGAUUCAUUCAUAUAUCAGCACUACACUCCAGCGUAAAACAUCGAUAUCGAAAUAUCAGUGGAAAUACAGAAAGUAACUAUAUUUACAAGCGAUAUCAUCCAAACUGCAACAAGCAGUAUUCUGUGAGGCUAACCAUCAUUGGUGCUAAUAGUGUUGUUGACUUUACAGUAGUGGCAGAUUAAGAUUAUUGCCCAUGGGGAAAACAGAACAUAUACUGAAGAUGGACAGUGAGAAGCCAUUCCACCAAAAUGGUAGCUUCCACUUUUGUCAAUGUUUACUCCCAAAUGCAUCCUUCUUCGGCGAGAAAUGGGCUUCAAUAUCCAAGCUUGUAUCAACCGAUAUCAACUCAAUCAAUCACAACAUGGAACCCAGAAUACAUGAUUGCCACAUUUCGGUUUUGGCCAUUAUGUCCCGUCGCUCAUCGUGCCCUUCUCUCUUUCUCCCGACUCUCGCACUCAUAAACAUCAGUUCUUCGCUUCUCAUGGGCGCAACCUUUAUCUGCCUAAAUUAUAGCAGAAAUCUAGUGACUCCCAGCUCCACUAUGUCCAGAAUCACCACUCCCAUUCUAGGCUCCUUAGACCCGCAAUUCAAGUCUUCCCAUGACGUCAUCACAUUCUACAGCUUCAUUCUCGCUACAGACGUCUUUGCUCUUACAAUAAUUCUAUGGAUGUCAUAUGGGCCCGCCUAUUUCUGCUCCGCGUGGCUUUUGGUAGUUCAAGCCUAUGGAUAUUGGAUAGAUUUUAAUCCUGUGGAGUUGGUGUUGUGUAUCUUACCCUUGAGUGUUAGCAUUUGGAUGAUGCUCAGUUGGGUAGUGAACUUUCUCCAGAAACGAAGAAAUGGACGAUGUCUUCAUAGAGGAACAAUGAUGAGGUAUAUUUAGUUUGAGGUGUCGUAAAUUUAAGUCUUAUGGAAAAAAGGGCAAGCGUUCGGUUUUGUUUUUCGAUUUGAGAGGCUACGCUCGUAAAGAGGUAUGAGAAACGCUCGUGGGACCAGACACCGUGUUUGAAAAGUCUUCAUGAGUAGAUGUUUAGUAGAGAGGCA